ACCACCAAUUGGAUCUUCAUCUUUGGCUAUACAGACACAUCACAUACUCAUAUACUGUUGUGAGCUGCUCCCGAUCUGUAUAAGUACUUGGUUGGGACAGUUCAUGAUGGAGAAUGAGGCUGAAGUGCGAGUACCACCAAGGAAUGCAAUGAAGUCUAAGGCUAGAAAAAGACGACGUAUGAACGAGAGGCAUUCAAUCGUCUCGCUUGAUAUCAAUGAGGCUGGCUUUCAAGGUCAGAAGAUCAUAUGGUCGAUUAGAGAUGGCAAUGGGUACCCGUUUGCGGGUACCCGGUACCCGUUUGCAGGUACCUGUUCUUCAGAGCGGGUACCCGCCCGCGGGUGCUGGGUGCGGGUGCGGGUUGAAUAUCAAUCAUACAUUUGGUACCCGCAGGUACCCGGUGCAGGUACCCGGGUACCCGCCCCUGGCGGCCCUAGCAGGUGCGGGUGCGGGUGCGGGUGUCAAAAAUAUUGGAUUUUUGAGGCAGGUACCCGCACCCGCUACAGGUACCCGGGUAUCGAGCGCCAUCUCUAUGGUCGAUGCGAACUUAUCAAAAACUUCAUUUGUACCCCCAAAUCCAUUCCGAAAAGAAAAAGCCGGCACGCCACCCAUCUAAAACAGAAAUCAAUGAAGCUCAGAAGACAGCAGAUAAAUUUCAUUGUUUCCAUCAUGCUUACACCACAAGAGAAAGCCGAUAUCAACAUCGUGACAACUUUUCUGCACAAAUCUAGAAAGUUUGUCAAUCCAAUUGCGCUGGCUCGUACGUGGGGUGGUAAGAUGUGGGGUGUUGGGUGGCGGAAAUGCAUGAAAGCUCUUGAGCUUUUUGGACGGUACAUCAAGUUGCAAAUUGCUCGGGCCUUCCCAAACGAGUAUUUUUCCCUUGCUGCUCAAUCAGUUCGCGUUUCAAGUAUCCUCGGCGAAAUGUUCAAAAGCCUGGGCCACAUCCCAUUUGAAUCAAACCGACAAUUGAUGCAAGAAAACGAAAUCCCAUCAUUUGCAUCUGGCGAAUUCAAUACUCAACUCUCCCAGCUUGACUGUGCACCCCACAUAACCUUCACUUCAAAUGGCUUCUACAAUCGACCUCAUCGUGACAAAGGGGACGCUUCCGAAUUUGCCUUUGGACUCUUUGUUCCCACAAAAACAUCUGAUGGAACCCUAGUCGACCCCAUUGUGGACGCCUCACUCAUCAAAGAUUCCACUGGCGGUCGAUUCGUUUUCCCCGACUAUCAGUUUUGUAUCAAAUUCAAACCGGAUGUUGUUGUCAAGGUCGUUUGGGCCGCCAAGCGAUGCAAGCAUUGUACACUCCCAGGAAUUGAAGCUAAGGGAUUCACUCGUGUAGGAAUGUCCCUUCAAAUUACUAAGAAAUCUUUGAGCAUAUGCCAGGCGAUCAAGAGUGGAUUAAUAUAUUUGAGAAAGAGUUAUCUUGACAAAAAAAAACUUUAUUUUGGUGGACAUCGAAACUACAUGGGAAAGAGUAGCAAAUAGUAUUGCCCUUCCGACUCUUGUCUUAUGGUUUUUCUCCCCCAAAUAUAACUAUAACCUAAUGUUGCUGUCUCAUCUUG
Puccinia graminis f. sp. tritici CRL 75-36-700-3 is the source of this 1560-nucleotide messenger RNA. RefSeq lists its product as uncharacterized. The record is from RefSeq and is a predicted model, not a curated record. Lineage: Eukaryota; Fungi; Basidiomycota; Pucciniomycetes; Pucciniales; Pucciniaceae. The transcript has 5 exons. Bases 104 to 1483 code for a protein of 459 amino acids.